GUUGCUUCAAAACAACAACGACCACAGUAACCUACUCAUCGCGUUGAGAGAGGCUAAUUGCUAUAAAUUGUCUUCGUCUAGUCUCAGUUCGAACGAGGCAACCGAUCGAAGCGGUUCGAAAAAUAUUGGUAGGACAGAGAGCGAGACACGCGGAAUAACGCUAACCAUGCAACCUCGCAUCGUACACUUGACGGUGUUGGCCGCCAUCGUUGGUCUGGCAGUGGCAGCCAAUGUGCCAAGCACUCCCGGCCGUAAGCUCAACAUUCCGGCCUUCAACAAUGCCGGCAAAACCAAGGGCCUUGAAAUUUGGCGCAUCGAGAACUUCCAACCCGUUGCCGUUCCGAAGGCCGAGUACGGAAAGUUCUACUCCGGGGAUUCGUAUAUUGUUCUGAAUACCCUCGAAGACAAGAACAAGAAAAAAUCUCACGAUGCGCACUUCUGGCUGGGUCUGAAAACCACUCAGGACGAGGCCGGAUCUGCGGCCAUCCUUACCGUACAGCUGGAUGACCUCCUUGGAGGAGUCCCCGUCCAACACCGAGAAGUCGAAGGAUCCGAAUCGGAUCUUUUCUUAAGCUAUUUCAAGGGAGGAGUCCGUUACCUGGAAGGCGGAGUCGCAUCCGGGUUCAAGCACGUUCAAACCAACGCAGCCCAUCCGAAACGACUCUUCCAAGUCAAGGGAGCCAAGAACAUCCGUCUGCGACAGGUUGAACUGGCCGUAUCCGCCAUGAACAAGGGCGACUGCUUCAUUCUGGAUUCAGAUCGGGACGUGUUCGUCUGGGUUGGACCGAAAGCCAACCGCGUCGAGAAGCUGAAGGCCAUCAACGUCGGAAACGAUAUCCGCGAUCGGGAUCACAAUGGACGUGCCACGGUUCAUAUCGUUGAUGAAUUCUCCUCACUGACGGAUCAGGAGAGCUUCUUCAAGUCGCUGGGCUCCGGAUCGCCAUCGACCGUGCCGGAUCAGUCGACGGCCAAGGAAGAUGCGGCGUUCGAGAAGGCGGAUGCCGCUCGGGUGGAACUCUACAAGGUCACCGACUCCAAGGGAGGAAAGCUGGCCGUUGAGCAGAUUACGCAGAAGCCGCUGAAGCAGGAGAUGCUGAAGCCCGAGGAUGCUUUCAUUCUGGACACGGGAUCCGGAUUGUACGUCUGGAUCGGAAAGACCGCUACGCAGCAGGAAAAGACCCAAUCCCUGGCGAAGGCUCAGGAGUUCAUCAAGAACAAGAAGUACCCCGCUUGGACACCGGUGGAACGGAUUGUGCAGAAUGCUGAAUCGGCGCCGUUCAAGCACUUCUUCCAGACCUGGCGCGAGGCCGGAUCCACGGGAUCCAGACUGGUGACCGUGAUGCAUCCAGCGUUCGAGAAUGCCGGCACCAGCAAGGGUCUGGAGGUGUGGAGAAUCGAGAACUUCGAACCCGUUCCAGUGGCGAAAACCUCCUAUGGGAAAUUCCACACCGGUGAUUCGUACAUUGUCUUGAAUACCAAACAAUCCAAGAGUGGCGUCCUCUCCUGGGACAUCCACUUCUGGCUCGGCCUGGAGACCAGCCAGGACGAAGCUGGAUCGGCCGCCAUCCUAAGUGUUCAGCUGGACGAUCGGCACAAUGGAGCACCGGUGCAGCACCGCGAAGUGCAGGAUCACGAGUCGAGUCUAUUCCUCAGCUACUUCCCCGGUGGCGUGCGCUAUGCUGCGGGCGGCGUAAAGAGCGGUUUCAACGAGGUCGAAACGAACGCCGCCGGCGAGAAGCGUCUCUUCCAGGUCAAGGGUUCGAAAAAUGUGCGCGUACGGCAGGUAGCGCUGGGGCUCGCCUCGAUGAACAAGGGUGAUUGUUACAUUUUGGACGGAGGGUACGACAUCUACGUGUACGUCGGACCCAGUGCCAAGCGGGUGGAGAAGAUCAAGGCCAUUAGCGCCGCCUCGCAAAUUCGCGACCAAGAUCAUGCGGGUCGCGCUAAUGUGCACAUUCUGGAUGAGUUUGCCAGUGCGGCUGAUCAACAGGAGUUCUUCGAUGUUCUUGGCGAGGGAUCCGCCGAUGAAGUUCCCGAGCAGUCGGAGUGUGAUGACACGUACGAGCAAACUGAUAGCAAAACCGUUACCUUGUACAAGGUUUCCGAUGCUGAUGGCAGUCUGAGUAUCACUCCCGUAGGGGAGCGGCCCCUCAAGCAGAGCAUGCUUGAUUCCGACCAGGACUGCUUCAUUCUGGACACGGGAGCAUCGGGAAUCUUCGUUUGGGUCGGCAAGGGUGCCACAUCCCAGGAACGGUCGCAAUCCAUGAUCAAGGCACAGGAGUUCAUCACGACCAAGGGCUACCCCAUGCACACGCAGGUUCACCGCGUCAUAGAGAACGGAGAAACGACUGACUUCAAGCAGUACUUUGCCAGCUGGCAAGACAAAGGAAUCAACCACAGCCACCUGAUCAAGGCCGCCAUGGACGAGGACAGUUCCGUGGACGGCGGCGAAGAGCGGGAAUUCGACCCGGAGAUUCUGCACAUGUUCAAGAAGAAUGGCGGUCGAGCCCUUGGGUUCAUGCCGGACAAUGGCCAAGGUGAAGCGGAAGUUUGGCGAGUGGAAAACUUUGACCUGGUUCCUGUAGAACCGCACACUUAUGGAAUGUUCUUCGGAGGUGAUUCGUACGUGAUCAAGUACGAAUACCAAAACAAACGGGGUGGUCAUGGGUUCAUCAUCUACUACUGGCAAGGUAAGCAAUCAUCAAUUGAUGAAAAGGCUACUGCUGCUAUGCAUGCCGUUCGUUUGGAUGACGAGUUGAACGGUAAGGCCGUUCAGGUUCGGGUGACUCAAGGAAACGAGCCGCGUCAUUUCUUGAAGAUCUUCAAGGGUAAAUUGAUCAUCUUCACCGGUGGUCACGCUUCCGGUUUCAAAAACAUCCACGAUCAUGACACUUACGAUGUUGAUGGAACUCGCCUGUUCCGAAUCCGUGGUACUUGCUCGGAUGACGUACGAGCUGAACAGAUGCCGGAGACAGCUAGCUCCCUGGCUUCCGACGAUGUUUUCAUCCUGGAAACACCUUCGGCCACCUACAUCUGGCAUGGUGUGGGAGCUUCCGAUUUAGAGAAAGACAUGGCAGCAAACAUUGUAGCAAUGAUCUCUCCUGACGCAAGCCCGCAGAUUAUCGAUGAAGGCUCUGAACCCGCUGAAUUCUGGGCAGCACUUGGCGGAGAAGGUGACUACGAUCGUGAACUGGAUCCAACCGGAGCUCCGUUCCUGACUCCGCGUCUGUUCCACUGCAGAAUUCUGUUCAACAAACGGCUUCGCGUCGAGGAAGUUCCACACUUCGAACAGGAAGAUCUCAACGUGGAUGACGUGAUGGUGCUGGACGGAGGUGACGAGAUCUACGUCUGGAUCGGAAACGGUGCAACCGACGAAGAACGUGCCAAAUCGAUCGACAUGGCCAAGCAGUACAUCCGAACGGAUCCAUCGGAACGUAACGAGGACACCGUGCCAAUCGUAAUUCUGAAACAAGGCGAAGAGCCACGCAGCUUCAAGCGGCUGUUCCCGGCCUGGGACGAUGGGCACUGGGAGUCACAACCAUCAUACGAGAGUAUUCGGCAACAGGUACUGGACCAAAAUCAACCAAAAGAGUAAUAUAUGAACAAAGGCGUGAUUUUGAAUACGCACAAUCUUUAUACGUACUUAAAUAUGCGUGUACUUAAAUAUUGACUAUAUACAUAUUUAUGAUCAAUAAAAAUCAUCGUAACAAGU
Molecule: messenger RNA, 3712 nt
Organism: Aedes albopictus (Asian tiger mosquito)
Lineage: Eukaryota; Metazoa; Arthropoda; Insecta; Diptera; Culicidae
Product: gelsolin
Exons: 10
Coding region: 167-3595 (1142 amino acids)
Biological process (GO): barbed-end actin filament capping; actin polymerization or depolymerization; actin filament severing
Cellular component (GO): cytoplasm; actin cytoskeleton
Molecular function (GO): actin filament binding; phosphatidylinositol-4,5-bisphosphate binding
Source: RefSeq, a predicted model, not a curated record